This is a messenger RNA of Canis lupus familiaris (dog), 3420 nucleotides long. It is a transcript of the gene EMX1, whose product is annotated as empty spiracles homeobox 1. Gene Ontology annotation, biological process: neuron differentiation; regulation of DNA-templated transcription; brain development. The transcript is spliced from 3 exons. Gene Ontology annotation, molecular function: DNA-binding transcription factor activity, RNA polymerase II-specific; DNA binding. The coding region runs from base 10 to 900 and encodes 296 amino acids. The record is from RefSeq and is a predicted model, not a curated record. NCBI's taxonomy places the organism in Eukaryota, Metazoa, Chordata, Mammalia, Carnivora, Canidae.
UGUGUGUGCAUGUGCCUGGCUGGGUGCACACCCCGCACGGCGGCGGCGCCAGGACGCGGAGCGCUCCCCGGAGCCCGGCUGCCUCCCUCGGCUCUGGCGACCGCGACCAUGUUCCAGCCCACAGCCAAGCGCGGCUUUACCAUCGAGUCCUUGGUAGCCAAGGACGGCGGCACCGGCGGGGGCACUGGCGGCGGCGGCGCCGGCUCGCAUCCCCUGGCGGCGGCCGCCUCGGAGGAGCCACUCCGGCCCACGGCGCUCAAUUACCCUCACCCUGGCGCGGCCGAGGCGGCCUUCGUGAGCGGCUUCCCCGCCGCCGCCGCCGCCGCCGCCGCCGCCGCCGCGGGCGCGGGCCGCUCGCUCUACGGUGGGCCCGAGCUUGUGUUCCCCGAGGCCAUGAACCACCCCGCGCUGACCGUGCACCCGGCGCACCAGCUGGGCGCCUCCCCACUGCAGCCCCCGCACUCCUUCUUCGGCGCCCAGCACCGGGACCCUCUGCACUUCUACCCCUGGGUCCUGCGGAACCGCUUCUUCGGCCACCGCUUCCAGGCGAGCGACGUGCCCCAGGACGGGCUGCUUCUGCACGGCCCCUUCGCGCGCAAGCCCAAGCGGAUCCGCACGGCCUUCUCGCCCUCGCAGCUCCUGCGGCUGGAGCGCGCCUUCGAGAAGAACCACUACGUGGUGGGCGCCGAGCGGAAGCAGCUGGCCGGCAGCCUCAGCCUCUCCGAGACGCAGGUGAAGGUGUGGUUCCAGAACCGGAGGACAAAGUACAAGCGGCAGAAGCUGGAAGAAGAGGGACCGGAGUCUGAGCAGAAGAAGAAAGGUUCCCACCACAUCAACCGGUGGCGCAUCGCCACGAAGCAGGCCAACGGGGAGGACAUUGAUGUCACCUCCAAUGACUAGGGUGGGCAGCCACGGAUCCAGGAGGGCAGAGCCUCUGCUCGCUGCUGGCCAGGCCCCCCCGGGUGGGCCCAGCUGGACUCUGGCCGCUCCCCCGCCAGGCUUCAGGGAGGCCUCGAGUCACGGCCCCACAGGGCUUGGAGCCUGGGGCCACCACUGACAGAGGGACAAGAAACGGGCUGGCCGAGGCCCGGGACUCCACCUUCUCCUCGGAGAUCCCGCCUGCCUGGGCAGGCCGCCAGCCUCAGCAGCCUCCCAGCCACUCUCCACUUCUCCGAUCUCCUGUUUGUUUUGAUGCAUUUCUGUUUUAAUUUAUUUUCCAGGCCCUCGCUGUAGUUCUUAGUGAUCCCCUUGUAUCUCCCUUCCCUAUGGGAAUAAUAAAAGUCUCUCUCUUAAUGACACGGGCAUCCAGCUCCACCCCCAGAGCCUGGGAGCCUGGGAGGUGGCUUCCGGCUCUGGGGACCAGCUGGGACUGGCAGACCAAGCUUGUACAGUGCCCGGGAGCCCAGGGUGGGGCCUUGGAGACUCAGCUCAUUAACUUCUCUCCUUCGUCGAUGGUCCACCCUGGCUCCAGCUCCAGCUAUCUAGUGAGAGACACUGAGGCUGGACAUGGGGAAGGACAACCCUGUGGCUUAAAGGAGGCUAUCUACGUUCAGGUCUUCCCAGGCUUUUAGAGUAAUGGGAAACAGGGCCAUGUGGCUUUAAGGAGAGAGAACCGGUGCACUUCUGCAUACUGAGAGACUCUGGUGGCUCCUCCAGUUGAGGAGAAACUAGAGAAAAAAGAGAAUAUUGGGAGCUAAGGGAUAGAGCACCAUUCACAGAAGUUGACUAUCCCAGCCCCAGGUCCUGGCCCCACCAGGAUGUUCAUCCAUCCCCGGAGAACCCCUCCUAUGCAGAUGAAAGCUUCCGAGAUGGGUGUAAGGCUGAACCUACAACCUGUCCCCAGGGACGCAGGGUCUCUAGUCAGGAAAGAGCAACAAGGCAGGGCCCAACUGAGCUUUUAGUUCACCAGCCCUUCUGCUCAUCCCCUUGCCUUUCCUUAAAAGCAAAACCUGUAUUCCUAACAACCUCUCCCUUAUGACAUCCAGACCUGUCUUCACUUCUUUACCUCCCACGUGCUCCCCAACUCUCCACUAAUGCCAAUCACCUCACCAGUCACCAAUCAUCACCACCCCUGGGGGCCAAACUCAGCUGCUUCCUGUUUGGCUUCACCUACACGCCGCCUAUCUUCUGGCCAUUCCCUCCCGCACCCCUCCCUGCCUUAGUCCCAGUACUUCUCACACUGUCACCUCUGGCCUCUCCGAGUCCUCCCAUCUCAUCCUGGCCUCAUUGCCCCUGCCCACCAUAGGGGCAGUCCUUGCACCUCCUGCCUCUUCACUGUGCCCUCCCGGGCCACACAUCCACGUCCAGGACUUCUCCUGGCUCCCUGGACUCCUUCCAGCAGACCUAUGCCGAGCUGCAGACCCACUGAGCCAGCUGCCCACAUCUGCUGCACUCAGGCCUUCGGCCCCUCGAACCCAACACAUACACAGCUGACUCAUCUCCCCAUCCAUUCUCCUCCAGGACUGCCCACCUCGGGGCCAAGGUUUCUUCUCCCUUGGGAAGCAAUGUGCAUGGCUCUUGGGGGGUUGGGAGGGGAGGGAAGGAGUGGUAGACAGAAUGAGGUUUGUGUGGGUGUCAAAGAUGAGGCCCCUUCAAAGGAGGACCUCCAUAGAGUGGCUAGGUUUCUCUUCCUUGAACCCAAGCAGGACUGUGUCACACCCUUCCUAAGCCCUCCACUCUACCCCCUACUUCUUUCCCACCUUGGCCUCUCCUACCUCACUCCUGGUGUCCUCUGCUUCAGUCUUGCCCAUGUCAUUCCUGUCCCCCAGUGAGCCAUGGGUUUUGCCUGUGCUGUGCCUUUACUUAAUGCUUCUCUUGGCUCCUGGAAUGUGCUGGGGGCUUGAUCAAUGUUGAUGUCAAUGUUGAAGACUUGAUGCCUGGGGCACACAGGGAUCCGAGCCCAGAAGGCCCUUUUGCUGGGACUGUCAGCAUCUCACUUGGGUCCAGUCAAUGCUAGAAACCAAAGGGCUUCUCCCAUCCCAAUGCCCCCCCUCCCCAUCAACCAGGAAACACAUUCCUCACAUGUUGAACGUCCUAACUUCAAGGUGCAUUCUCUCACUGCCAAGCAGGUGGAUAACCCCUGGGGAGCGUGCACACACAGGGAGGGUGAGGUCGAGAAGGAGAGGCAUUCUUUUGGCACCAGCGGGGGCAGAGGAAUGGGUGAGCUGUUCCUCUCAAGAUUCUCUCACUUGGUGGGGGAGGGGGUGCAUGAGGAUCACAGCAGAGCAGCCCCUGCCAUCCAGAUAAAGGGCUGGAAAGGACCCAAGGAAACCUGCCAAUCUUCCUAGGCCAGGCCUGCGAGGGGUGGGGCGGGAGUCCCCACCGCACUCCCAUCCACCCCCCCGUGUUGUGCCUCUCCCUGCAGACGGUAAAUAUUGGUGUUGUGACUUCAUUAAUAAAGGCUUCUGUGAGCCUGAAAAA